GGCGGGGCCCCGGCGGAGGGGGGAGGGGGUUCAGGCCGGGUCAUGAGGAGCCGCUCGGCCGGGCUGCCCCUUCCCUCCCCUCCCGCCAGUGACGAUCCCUUGCUUCCCCCUCUGUGCAUCCCCAGCUCUUGCUGAAGCGGGCCCUUCUUUGCCUUGGCUGGGACUGGAAGCUCAUGGAGGCGGACGCUAACCAAGCCAAUUCGGUGCUCAGUGCAGACUCUCAGCACGAUCCCUGCAAAAUGUUCGUCGGGGGACUGAGCUGGCAGACCACACAAGAAGGUCUCAAGGAAUAUUUCUGUAAAUUCGGAGACGUGAAGGAGUGCAUGGUGAUGCGGGAUCCUGUUACAAAGCGGUCAAGAGGAUUUGGAUUUGUCACUUUUGUUGACCAAACGGGCGUAGAUAAAGUUCUAGCGCAACCCAGGCAUGAACUAGAUUCUAAAACGAUUGAUCCUAAAGUGGCUUUUCCACGUAGAGCGCAGCCAAAGAUGGUGACCAGAACAAAGAAGAUCUUUGUGGGCGGAUUAUCUGUAAAUACCACAGUGGAGGAUGUCAAGCAGUAUUUUGACCAGUUUGGAAAGGUAGAUGAUGCAAUGCUGAUGUUUGACAAGACGACCAAUCGACAUCGAGGCUUUGGGUUUGUAACAUUUGAGAGUGAAGAUAUCGUGGAGAAAGUGUGUGAGAUUCACUUCCAUGAAAUCAACAACAAAAUGGUGGAAUGUAAGAAGGCCCAGCCCAAGGAGGUGAUGUCACCAACCGGGACCGCCAGGGGUCGUUCUCGAGUGAUGCCCUAUGGGAUGGAUGCCUUUAUGUUGGGGAUUGGCAUGCUCGGGUACCCAGGCUUCCAGGCUGCUUCGUAUGCAAGUCGUGGUUACACAGGGCUCGCUCCCGGUUACACCUACCAGUUUCCCGGUCCCUUAUUGUUGCCUCCAGCCACUACCCUUCCAUCUUCAGCAGGCCGGGCAGGGCAGUCUGGGGUACAAACCUCACAGUGGCCCCCAUCGAUGCUGCUCCAGGAUUGGCCGACGGGAGCAAUCCCCCUGACUGCAUAUGGACCAAUGGCAGCAGCUGCAGCAGCAGCAGUGGUUCGAGGGACAGGUUCAACCCCAACCCGCACUGGAGGGUUCCUGGGCACCACCAGCCCAGGCCCCAUGGCAGACCUGUAUGGGGCAGCUAACCAGGACUCUGGGGUCAGCAGUUACAUCAGUGCAGCCAGCCCAGCCCCGAGCACUGGAUUCGGCCACAGUCUAGGGGGGCCUUUGAUUGCGACAGCUUUCACA
This is a messenger RNA of Chiloscyllium plagiosum (whitespotted bambooshark), 1277 nucleotides long. Its product is annotated as RNA-binding protein Musashi homolog 1-like. The record is from RefSeq and is a predicted model, not a curated record. Gene Ontology annotation, cellular component: cytoplasm. Gene Ontology annotation, molecular function: mRNA binding. Lineage: Eukaryota; Metazoa; Chordata; Chondrichthyes; Orectolobiformes; Hemiscylliidae. Gene Ontology annotation, biological process: regulation of translation; central nervous system development.